This is a messenger RNA of Cryptosporidium muris RN66, 939 nucleotides long. RefSeq names its product inositol monophosphatase family protein. Lineage: Eukaryota; Apicomplexa; Conoidasida; Eucoccidiorida; Cryptosporidiidae. The record is from RefSeq and is a predicted model, not a curated record. Bases 1 to 939 code for a protein of 312 amino acids. The transcript is spliced from 2 exons.
AUGGAACUUUUCAAAUUAUUUAAUGAAUCUGUAUGUAAUGUAAAUUUAGAAGAAGGAAUUAAAAUUCGCCUUAGAGACGUUGUUGAGAUUUGUCUAUUGGCUUCAAGAACUAUAAUGGAAAUAUAUAAUACAUAUAAGGAAUCUGAUCUAAAUAUAAAAAUUAAAGAAAAGGAUAAUUCCCCUUUUACAAUAGCAGAUAUUACUUCAAAUGAACAAAUUUCAAAACAAUUAGCUUUUUUAUGGCCAUUAAUUCCAAUAAUAACUGAAGAAUCUGAACAGGUACCAUGGGAAAUAAGGAAAAAUUACAAAUUAUGCUGGAUAAUUGAUCCAUUAGACGGAACCAAAGAGUUUAUUAAACGUACUGGAGAAUUUACUGUUAAUAUUGGUUUAAGUGAAGAUGGAAUUCCAAUAUUAGGUGUAGUUUGUGUUCCAUUUCAGGGAAUAAUAUUUGCUUCAAGUAGAGAUUCAAAGUAUGUGUUUAAGCUUACAACUUAUUUGGCAUCCAAUACUAUUUGUGAUAAAUGUUUAAUUGAACCUAUUCAAUGUAGUCCAAAAACCGAUCCAAAUAAUAUAUUAACUAUUGUAGGAUCUAAUAGUACUCAAAAUCGUGAUAUAUUUGAUUCAUUUGUAAAAAAGUAUUUUAUGAGUUACUCUCUUGUAAAUCACGGUUCAUCUAUUAAAUUUAUGAAAAUAGCUGAAGGUUUAUGUCAUGUGUAUCCACGCUUUAUAGGAUGUAUGGAAUGGGAUUCUUGUGCCUGUCAUGCUAUUUUGAAGCAUGCUGGAGGAGAAAUUUAUCAAGUAAAUGUUGAGAGAGAUAAUGAUGGAAGUUUAAAGUUUAUACUCUGUAAUCCUUUAAAAUAUAAUAAACAAAAUCUUGAAAAUCCUUUUUUUUUAGCUAUAACUAAUGGAAUUUAUAAUUCUGUAUUUAAACAAAUUUAA